This is a messenger RNA of Lontra canadensis (Northern American river otter), 1084 nucleotides long. RefSeq names its product 3'(2'), 5'-bisphosphate nucleotidase 1 (gene BPNT1). Lineage: Eukaryota; Metazoa; Chordata; Mammalia; Carnivora; Mustelidae. Bases 25 to 1074 code for a protein of 349 amino acids. Gene Ontology annotation, biological process: phosphatidylinositol phosphate biosynthetic process. The transcript is spliced from 10 exons. The record is from RefSeq and is a predicted model, not a curated record. Gene Ontology annotation, molecular function: 3'(2'),5'-bisphosphate nucleotidase activity.
CUGCGCCUGCGCCGAAUUUCCCGCAUGCUCAGUAGCUGCUGUAGGUUUGUCCUACAUCCCCCAACGUACGACCUAUUGACAGGAAGGCGGCCAGGACUGAUCAUGGCUUCCAGUCACACCGUGUUGAUGCGGCUUGUAGCCUCAGCUUAUUCAAUCGCUCAAAAGGCAGGAACCAUAGUCAGACGUGUUAUUGCUGAAGGAGACCUGGGUAUCGUGGAGAAGACCUGUGCAACAGACCUGCAGACCAAAGCUGACCGAUUGGCACAAAUGAGCAUUUGCUCUUCGCUGGCACGGAAAUUUCCCAAACUAACAAUAAUAGGGGAAGAGGAUCUGCCUUUUGAAGAAGUGGGCCAAGAGCUCAUUGAAGAUGGUCAGUGGGAGGAGAUACUGCAGCAGCCGUGCCCAUCCCAGUACAGUGCUAUUAAAGAAGAAGAUCUUGUGGUCUGGGUUGAUCCUCUGGAUGGUACCAAGGAAUAUACUGAAGGUCUUCUCGACAACGUGACCGUCCUUAUUGGAAUUGCUUAUGAAGGAAAAGCCAUAGCAGGAGUUAUUAACCAGCCAUAUUACAACUACCAGAACAAUGAAAAGCAGAAGUUAAGGGAACACAAGAAUGAAGCAAAGGCAGGACCCGACGCCAUGUUGGGGAGGACAAUCUGGGGAGUUUUAGGUUUAGGUGCCUUUGGGUUCCAGCUGAAAGAGGCGCCUGCCGGGAAACACAUCAUUACAACGACCCGCUCGCAUAACAACAAGUUGGUGACUGACUGUGUCACCGCCAUGAACCCUGAUGACGUGCUGCGCGUGGGAGGAGCAGGAAAUAAGAUCAUUCAGCUGAUUGAAGGCAAAGCCUCUGCGUAUGUAUUUGCGAGUCCUGGAUGUAAGAAGUGGGAUACUUGUGCUCCAGAAGUCAUUUUACAUGCUGUGGGAGGCAAGUUAACCGAUAUCCAUGGAAAUGCCCUUCAGUAUAACAAGGAGGUGAAAUACAUGAACUCCGCAGGCGUCCUCGCCACACUGCGCAAUUACGACUACUAUGCAAGUCGGGUUCCAGAGUCUGUGAAAAAAGCACUUGUUCCUUAAAGGAAAACCU